Notothenia coriiceps (black rockcod) is the source of this 2352-nucleotide messenger RNA. RefSeq names its product transmembrane protein 165 (gene tmem165). Gene Ontology annotation, cellular component: Golgi apparatus. Bases 1 to 786 code for a protein of 261 amino acids. The record is from RefSeq and is a predicted model, not a curated record. Lineage: Eukaryota; Metazoa; Chordata; Actinopteri; Perciformes; Nototheniidae. Gene Ontology annotation, biological process: Golgi calcium ion homeostasis; Golgi calcium ion transport; manganese ion transmembrane transport. The transcript is spliced from 6 exons. Gene Ontology annotation, molecular function: calcium ion transmembrane transporter activity; manganese ion transmembrane transporter activity.
AUGCAAACGUGUGUGGGUAAAGCCACAAGUACCCAUCCAAUAGGCCCAGUAGUUUCUGAAGAUGGCUCCAACAACGGGAACCUGGGUUUCAUCCAUGCCUUUGUGGCCUCUAUCUCCGUCAUCAUCGUCUCUGAGUUGGGAGACAAGACCUUUUUCAUUGCAGCCAUCAUGGCCAUGCGUUACAACCGUCUCACCGUGCUGGCAGGUGCCAUGCUGGCCUUGGGGCUGAUGACCUGUCUUUCUGUGCUAUUUGGCUAUGCCACAACCAUCAUCCCUAGAAUCUACACUUACUAUGUGUCCACCGCUCUGUUCGCCAUCUUCGGUAUACGCAUGCUGCGGGAGGGGCUGAAGAUGAGUCCAGAUGAAGGCCAGGAGGAGCUGGAGGAGGUGCAGGCGGAGAUCAAGAAGAAGGAUGAAGAGCUCCAGCGGGCCAAGCUGAUCAAUGGGACGGCCGAUGUGGAGGCUGGGACUGGGACGGCCCUGCCUCAGGGAAACUGGCACAGCAUCAUCUCACCCAUCUUCAUCCAGGCCCUCACCCUCACCUUCCUGGCAGAGUGGGGGGACCGCUCGCAGCUGACCACAAUUAUUCUGGCUGCGCGGGAGGAUCCAUUUGGAGUCGCCGUGGGCGGUACACUUGGACACUGUAUGUGUACAGGACUGGCUGUGGUAGGAGGGAGAAUGAUCGCCCAGAAAAUAUCUGUCAGAACAGUGACAAUCAUCGGUGGGAUAGUUUUUCUGGCCUUCGCCUUCUCGGCCCUGUUCAUCAAGCCAGACGCUGGAUUUUAAUUUGAAGAGAGACGUUCAGGUUUUUUCUCUGUACAUACGUGUAAUAUUUGGUUAAGUUGCUGUAGAGAGACUGUAGUUUUGACUCUGUGUGUGUGUCCAACAGACAGUCCUUUCCUCAUCUCCUAGCUAGCCUCUGUUCCACCACAAUCUAACUCUGGGGGGUAAAGACUUCCCUUUUGUUUUCAUUAAAUAACAUUUCCUAACAGUGAAUGUACAUUAAAGCCGUGUUGGAGCUGUUAUCUAAGCAAUGCUUUAUUUUUAUGAAGUACAGGAGUUGGAUAACGUAGGAAAUAAAUCCCUGGAUCUUUUUCUGAAAGUCUGACUUGUACGUCUUGAUGGGAACAAAGCUCAUCAAAGCUCAGAGGCUAGCAGAGUAUUGGAUUUGACUGUAGCUCUCAGUUAGAGCUGUACUCUCAUCACAAGGUGUGUGAGCGAAGGAGGACUGGAUUGUUACUGAUUACCGCCCCCCCCGACAGAGCCUGACAUGCAGUACUUCCCUCAACGCUAAGCCGUCAAUUAGACACUGAGUCCAUUUACAAAUAUUUGCCUCUUCUUCUCUGUUUUUUUAAAUGUUUAUUCGUCAUGAGCCCAGGUGCUGUCAGGUGACAGGUUAAUAACUGGACGAGCUGCCAGUUCACUCUUACAGGAGUUGUUCCAUCUUCCUCUCUGAGUGAUACAUCUGAUCUGCCGCAUAAUAAGCGGGAGUACAUUAUAAUAUAAUUUCCCAGUGUUAGAAAUACACUGCAAACAUAACCAACAGCACAUUAUUAAUUAAAAGAAUGUGUUUGAGAUAUAUGAUUUGAGAUUUUAUUCAAGGCUUCAUCCCAAAAUGUCCCUCAAUUUAUUUUCUGUUUCAAAUAAAAGCAGUCUUUUAAAGACACACGAACCACUAGAAACCUCUGUGUCCAGGUGUGGCUUAACCUAUGUUGGAUUGGAGCUACAUCACAGCUUAAGAUUGCUUAUGUGCUUAUUUUCAAAACGCUAAUCACAUGUUGGACAUAUUGAUCGGGGUACUUCAACAUUUCCUGCUUUCAGUUUGGGUGCUGGUAUUGAACAAAACAGGUUGAAGAAAGGCCAGUACUUGCCUCACUCUCCCACACACGUUCACGCUUCCUACGUGAUUAUAGCCAUUAAAUACGAACCUCGCUGCCUCUAUCGUUGCUGCCCCGAAUCACUAAAUAAACGAUAACAUCAGUUACAGAAUGAAUGACAGAAACCAUCAUGUAUCCAACUAAAAACGUCCAUUAGAAGUCACUCCUUUAGCCAUAAGCAGCUGUGUUGUAGCUACAGCAACACCUGAACAAUGCAGCGACGUUUCACCUUUUUAUUUAAAGUGGUAUCUAUUUAUUUAGCUUCAUGUACUGUAGCAGCAGAAAGGGUGGGAGAGGUAACUAUAAACAAGGAAUGGACAUAUUUUUUUAAGGUAAAAAGGCUAAAGCUGCAUUGUCAAUAUUUGACAGGCUGUGCCCAGCUGUGAAAUACUUCUGUUUGUGAUACAGGUUGGUUGUAAUGCCUAUACAUCUAAAUAGCUCAAUAAAAAUAUUUCAUGUGUUGUCUGAUUUCAUA